This is a messenger RNA of Mauremys mutica (yellowpond turtle), 5830 nucleotides long. RefSeq names its product calcium voltage-gated channel auxiliary subunit alpha2delta 1 (gene CACNA2D1). Bases 311 to 3568 code for a protein of 1085 amino acids. Lineage: Eukaryota; Metazoa; Chordata; Testudines; Geoemydidae. Gene Ontology annotation, cellular component: L-type voltage-gated calcium channel complex. The record is from RefSeq and is a predicted model, not a curated record. Gene Ontology annotation, molecular function: voltage-gated calcium channel activity. The transcript has 39 exons.
GAGCCAGCGGAGAAGCUGUUCCAAAAGUAGCCCUGAUGGCGGCGGAUCGGAUGCAGCCGGAGCUGCCGCGGGAGUAGCGGCGAGUCUGAGUAUCUCCCUGGAUCCCCCGCUCCACCCACCGAUCUCAAUCGGUCUCCUCCCCACCCCCAGCUCCGCUCCCUGCUGCUGUGCCCAUCGCUGGGCGGCUCCUCGGAGAAAGGGCGGGGGGGGCGGCAUUUUAAAAAGCAAAACAAGCCCCCACUCCUUUAAUUUCAUUAUUUGUUCCGUCUCCGUGACUGGGGCGGGGGGAGAUCGAUCUUCGAUCAGGAAGAUGGCUGCUAGCUGGCUGCUAGUCUUUAGUCUGACACUUUUCCAGUCCCUGGUGAUGAACCUGUCCUCGGAAGGACCCUUCCCCUCUGCCACAACAAUAAAGUCAUGGGUGGAUAAAAUGCAAGUCGAUCUUGUAACGUUGGCAAGAAGCGCAAGUGGGGUGGACGAGCUUGCCAAGAUUUAUACGAAAUACAGCGAUCUGUAUACGGUGGAAGCCAACAAUGCACGUGACUUGGUGGAAAUUGCAGCUAGCAAUAUUGAAAAACUACUGAGUAACAGAUCAAAAGCCCUGGUGAACCUUGCAAAAGAAGCAGAGACAUUUCAAGCAGCACAUCAGUGGAGGGAUGAGUUUGGGAAUAAUGAAAUCAUCUAUUACAAUGCAAAAGAUGAUCAGAACGAUUCUGAAAAGAAUGAGACUGAAACUGGAAGCCAGAAAAUCAGACCAGUGUUUGAAGAUGAUGCUGUUUUUGGGCGACAAAUAUCUUACCAGCAUGCAGCAGUCCACAUACCAACAGAUAUCUAUGAAGGCUCUACAAUAGUGUUAAAUGAACUCAACUGGACUGGAGCAUUGGAUGAGGUAUUCAAAAAGAACAGAGAAGAAGACCCAACUUUGUUAUGGCAGGUUUUUGGCAGUGCGACUGGCCUCGCCAGGUAUUAUCCAGCCUCUCCAUGGGUAGAUAAAAGCCGAACUCCAAACAAGAUAGAUCUAUAUGAUGUUCGCAGAAGACCAUGGUACAUCCAAGGAGCUGCAUCUCCAAAAGACAUGCUUAUUUUAGUUGAUGCGAGUGGGAGUGUUAGUGGACUGACGCUGAAGUUGAUCCGAACCUCCGUCAUUGAGAUGCUAGAAACAUUGUCAGAUGAUGAUUUCGUGAAUGUAGUUUCAUUUAACAAUAAUGCGCAGAACGUCAGUUGCUUUAAUCAUCUUGUCCAAGCUAAUGUGAGGAACAAGAAGAAACUGAAAGAGGCAGUCUACAAAAUCUCAGCUAAAGGAAUCACUGACUACAAGAAAGGCUUUAUCUAUGCUUUUCAACAGCUGCAAAAUCACAGUGGCUCUAGAGCUAAUUGCAAUAAGAUCAUUAUGUUGUUUACUGAUGGUGGUGAAGAAAGAGCACAAGAGAUUUUCAACACAUACAACAAAGACAAAAAAGUACGUGUAUUCACAUUUUCAGUUGGUCAACAUAAUUAUGACAAAGGACCCAUACAAUGGAUGGCCUGCCAAAAUAAAGGUUACUAUUAUGAAAUCCCUUCCAUUGGAGCGAUAAGAAUAAACACACAGGAAUAUUUGGACGUUUUGGGGAGACCGAUGGUUUUAGCUGGAGAUAAAGCAAAACAAGUCCAGUGGACCAAUGUGUAUUUGGAUGCACUGGAACUGGGCCUUGUCAUUACCGGGACUCUGCCUGUCUUUAAUCGAACAGUAGACCAACAAGGGAACAAGAACCAGCUGAUUCUUGGAGUUAUGGGAGUUGAUGUCUCUUUGGAGGACAUAAAAAAACUGACACCACGGUUUACAUUGUGCCCAAAUGGUUACUAUUUUGCAAUUGACCCUAAUGGUUAUGUUUUGCUUCAUCCAGAUCUUAAACCAAAGAAUCGUAAAUCUCAGGAGCCUGUUACACUGGAUUUUCUGGAUGCUGAGCUAGAAAAUGAUAUUAAGGUUGAGAUUCGGAAAAAAAUGAUAGAUGGAGAAAGUGGGGAAAGAACAUUUAAAACAUUGGUCAAGUCUCAAGAUGAGAGGUAUAUUGACAAAGGAAAUCGAACGUAUACAUGGACCGCUGUGAAUGGCACAGAUUACAGUUUGGCCUUGGUAUUACCAUCUUACAGCUUUUACUACAUUAAAGCCAAAAUAGAAGAACCAAUAACUCAGGCCAGAUUCAAAAAGGAUUCAGAAACUCUAAAGAUUGAUCACUUUGAUGAAGCUGGCUAUACCUUUAUAGCACCAAGAGAAUACUGUAAUGAUGUAAAAGUAUCAGUCAACAACACUGAAUUUCUUUUAAAUUUCAAUGAGUUUAUUGAUCGAAAUACCCCAAACAGCCCUUCAUGUAAUACUGAUAUGGUCAUUAGAGUUUUGCUGGAUGCAGGAUUUACAAAUGAACUAGUUCAGAAUUAUUGGAGUAAACAAUCUCUCAAUGGAGUUGUUGCACAAUUUGUGGUUACGGAUGGUGGAAUCACUAGGGUUUACCCUAAAAGGGCAGGAGAUGAUUGGACAGAAAAUCCUGAAACUUAUGAAGUCAGUUUCUAUAAACGGAGCUUGGAUAAUGACAACUAUAUCUUCACAGCUCCAUACUACAACAAAAGUGAUGCCAGUAGCUAUGAAACAGGCAUUAUGGUGAGCAAGGCUGUGGAAAUAACCAUUGGUGGAAAACUUCUUAAACCCGCAGUUGUUGGAAUAAAAAUUGAUGCAAUCAGCUGGAUGGAAAAUUUCACCAAAACCACAACCAAGAGCCUGUGCAACAGUGAACUUUGUGGCUGUGAAAGAAACAGUAUGCACCUGGAUUGUGUUGUUCUUGAUGACGGUGGAUUUCUUUUGAUGUCAAAUCAGGAUGAAUAUACCCAACAGAUUGGACGAUUCUUUGGUGAGAUUGACCCUGACCUGAUGCGAAACCUCAUUAACAUGUCCUUGUAUGCCUUUAACAAGUCUUACGACUAUCAAUCUGUGUGUGAUCCCGAAGAAGAACCAAAGCAAGGAGCUGGUCUUCGUUCUGUAUACGUGCCUACAGUAGCAGAUAUUUUGCAUGUCGGAUGGUGGGCCUCUGCAGCCGCCUGGUCUAUCUUGCAACAGCUGUUUUUGGGCCUGACUUUUCCACGUUUCCUCGAGGCAGCGGAAGCAGAAGAUGACGAUUACGCUACUAUCCUAUCCAAACAGAGCUGCAUUACUGAACAAACUCAGUAUUUCUUUGAAAAUGAUGAUAAAUCCUUUGGUGGGAUCGUAGAUUGUAUAAACUGUUCCAGACUUUAUCAUGCAGAAAAGCUUUCACACACCAAUCUAGUAUUUAUAAUUAGUGACAGCCAACGGAUGUGCCGCUCCUGUGACCCAAAGCCAUUGAUGCAAGCAGAAAAGCCGGAUGAAGGGCCAAACCCUUGUGAAAUGGUGAAGCAGCCCAGAUACAGAAAGGGGCCUGAUGUCUGCUUUGAUAACGACAAGGGGGAAGAUUCGUCAGACUGUGGUGGGGUCUCUGGACUGAGCCCAUCACUCUGGUCUCUGAUAGGAAUCCAGUUUGUCCUGCUUUGGCUGUUAUCUGGCAGCAGACAUUGCCAGUUAUGACCCCGUGAAACCAAAACCUGCAUAACUAAUCAAGACCCUGCCAAAACGUUAGCCCUCAGUUUCAUUGUCAAAGGGUCAGCUAUUCAGGCAGCAGAAGAACAGCAAUGCCCAUAACUUGGUAUCAGUCUAUGUGAACGAUUUAUAAAGGCACCCACAGUGGCUGCAUGUUGGAGUGUCAGAUCGUUAAACAUGUGUGAAUGCUGCAUCAUCUCUGCCAUCAGAACAGAAUUCUAUAUGUGCUUUAUUGAGGAAUCUAAGAUUUUUGUGUUCAUUGUUGUAUCGUUGAUGACUUCAUGUAAAAGGGCUCCCCUUAAAAUAGCGUAUGUAUGAUAUGAUUUCCAUUUAUUUUGAUCUUAGCAUUGAAUUUGUUGCAGACCCUAUAUGCUUUUACAUGAACACUUGUGAAAUCACAUUUCUUUAACCCUCCUCUUUUAUUGUAUUAAUACCAUUACAGCUGCUUUGAACAUCAGUUGUGUCCAGAAUAUAAAUAGUUGGCAGACUUCAGUUUGCACAAAACAGCUUAGUGAAUUGAAAAUAUUGGCUAGUCUUCUCCAGAAGUUCACCAUGACUGAAAUGCCUUACAAUGAGUGGUUUAUUCUGCCAAAAUUAAUCAAAACAGGUGGCUAGCUAAGUUUUGGUAGGUUCAUAAACUGUUGGUUUUAAAAUAAAAUAAAACAAAAAAGCAAGAAAGAAGCUAAUGAAUUUUGAAAUAUAAAGGUGUUUGACAGUUUGAUAUUUUAUCUAACCGAGUGAUUUUCCUCCUGAACUCAGUGUCAUGUCCCUUUCAGAAAGCUGUUAAUUUCCAUGUAAUGAUCAGUGCUCUCUUCACAGUGCAGUUACGUAACGCUAGCCAAAUCCUUCAAAAUGCUCAAACGAAAAAGCUUGUGAAUACAAAAUGUCUUUGUGAUUAUUGAACGUUGGUUUCCAAGGGUAUUUUGCAUGAUGAUGCUGCUACUUUAUUGUUUUUAAGUUUGUUUUCUUGAAUGGUAGAGUAUAGUCCAUUGAAAAGGUAACUGAGUGAUUCUUUUGUUGUGUGAGAAACUGAACACUGCAAUGUGAUGCAAUUAAAUAAUCUUAAAGUAUAUUGUUAAACAGAGCUCUGAAUAUACUGUGCAAUGACAAAGCUAAGAAAGUAGCGUAAAUUUCGUUGGCCGGACAAAAGGGAUGAGAUGGAUUUUAUACAGAUUAGUGCUCUCACAUGAAAACCUAUGUACAGAUAUUUUAAGUAUAUAAAAAUCAGAUUUGACACAUUUAUUUUUGAAGAGUAUAUGUUGUUCUGAGAUUCAUGCCAGGUUCCCCUUUUGUUUUCAUGACACGGUAGCACCCCUUAAUGUUUAAACUCCUACUAUUGCUAUUUUAUAUUGAAUAUAGCAAGCUUAGUAGAGCAAGAUUUCCUGGCUGCUGAAAUUAGAACGAAAUCUGAACAAAUGGGGAGCCUUGAAUCUAUAUGUAUGCACAUUGAUACUUGAUUGUGAAUAACAAUAAAAGCAAUUGUUUUAUACAAACUUGUUGGUGAUACAAAUUGGUGCAGUAAAUUAUAAUAUUACACUGUAGAAUAGUGUACAUGCAAAAUAUGAUUUGCGCUUUUUUCUAGUUUUCAGAACUAAACAGUAUUGCAAGACAGCUAAACCAAUGAAUGUGCAACUCUGCUGACAUUGUGCAAUUCUGCUAACAGCUGCAAUAUGCUAAUAUUUACAUGGUACAAUACAUUUGUUCUUUAAAAAAUGAAAAUGCAAAGCGUUGGUAUGUAUAUGCUGGCAAAUGACUACUAUAAUCUUGAACAUGUCAAAAGCUUACAGAAAUAUUAGGCAUGCCUCAAUAUGCCAUGAAAAUUGAAGAAGCCACUCAAACCUAUGGCAUGGCUUACAAGAUGAAAUGACUACAUGUAGCUGUGCCUAUGAUUGGUGGUUGUUUUUUUCAUAUUACCCUUGGUUCCAGCUGUGUAUGUUCCCAUGUUUAGGAUUACAGUGCUGGGGAAAAUAAAAAAAACCUAUUAUUUAAUUAUCACAAUUAACUGUUUAAUAUCUCUAAGAAAUUCAGUUGAUUAAAAGUACAAUUAACUGAGUUGGGUGUAUCCAGUUCUCUAGUGAAAAGGAGCUGAUUUCAGCAGCAGGGGGUGAGGAUAAGUGGGGAAUUUUCCCCGCCAGUAGUGUUGCUGGUAGGGCUGUCAAGCGAUUAAAAAAAUUAAUCACGAUUAAUCACAUGAUAAAAAAAAUUAAUUGUGAUUAAUUGCACUGCUAAUUAUAGAAUAGGAUUUAUUGA